UCCAGUCUCCGACGCUCUCACUCUCCCCUCUAUAAAACCGCCCACUUCCUAAAAGCAACCACCGCUGCCUUCCGCUUCCCACGACCUUUCCGCGCCCACGCACCGGCACCACACGGCCGCACCGCGCACGCACCAACAGCAACCGCCGGCCGGCCGCCGCUCCGUCCUCCUAUGAACGACGCCGGAGCCAGAAAAGCGGGCGGCGAGCUUCCGCUCCGGCCGCCGGAGCCGCCUCGGGACCCGCUGGAGUUCCUGUCCCGGUCCUGGAGCGCGUCCGCGACCGACGUCUCCCGCGCGCUCGCCGUCGCGCCACCGGCGCCGCCGCUGGGCGCCGGGGCGGGGUCCAUCGCCGAGGACGUCGCAGGGGAGCUCGACGGCGACGGCGGCGGAAGCGGAGCACCCACCCCCGGGAGCUCCUUCUCCUUCGCGUCCGCGGCCACCUCGCAGCUCAUCAUGGACAGAAUCAUGGCGCAAUCGCAAGAAGUGUCGCCGCUGACCUCCGGCCGGCUCUCCCACAGCAGCGGACCUCUCAAUGGAGGCGGCUCACUCUCCGACAGCCCGCCCGUCUCGCCGGAGAUCGACGACACCAAGUUUUGCAGAGUGGCGAGCACUGUCCGGGGCGGCGGCAAGACAGUGGGCCGGUGGCUCAAGGACCGGAAGGAGAAGAAGAAGGAGGAGACGCGGGCGCACAACGCGCAGGUCCACGCUGCCGUCUCGGUGGCGGCGGUGGCCGCUGCGGUGGCCGCCGUGGCGGCCGCGACCGCUGCGGCCUCCUCGGGGUCCGGCAAGGACGACCGCGCCGCGCGCACGGACAUGGCGGUGGCGUCCGCGGCGACGCUCGUGGCCGCGCAGUGCGUCGAGGCCGCGGAGGCCAUGGGCGCGGAGCGCGGGCACCUGGCCGCCGUCGUCGGCUCAGCGGUCAGCGUCAGGACCCACGGCGACGUCGUCACCAUCACGGCCGCCGCCGCCACAGGUUUGCCAAUUGCCAUGGCAACCAAACCUGCAGCACCUUGUUCGCAUCGACCGGCGGCAGUGAGUGACAUGAUCGCGUUGCGUUUCUUGAUCUUUGCAGCGCUGCGAGGCGCGGCGACGCUGAAGGCGAGGGCGCUGAAGGAUGCGUGGAACGUCGCGGCAGUAAUCCCCGUGGAGAAGGGCACAGUAGGAGCAGGAGGAAGGGGAGACCGUCACUACCACAGCCAGAAGCACAAUGGCCAGUGGAAGCAGCAGCAUCACAGGGAGCUGGACAGCAGCAGCAGCAGCUUCAGCGACGAGCUCGUGCUGACCGAGGAGAACAGCUUCCUGGGCAUCUGCACCCAGGAGCUGCUCGCCCGCGGCACCGAGCUCCUCAAGCGCACCCGCAAAGGAGCGUUGCAUUGGAAGGUUGUCUCCGUGUACAUCAACCGGACGGGCGUGGUGAUGCUGAAGAUGAAGAGCCGGCACGUUGGAGGCACCAUCACCAAGAAGAAGAAGGGCGUGGUGGUGGACGUGUGCAGGGACGUGGCGGCGUGGCCGGGCCGGCACCUGCUGGAGAGGGGCGAGCACCGGCGCUACUUCGGCCUCCGGACGGCGGAGCAGCGGGUGAUCGAGUUCGAGUGCACCAGCCAGAGGGAGUACGAGAUGUGGACCAAGGGCGUGGCGCGCCUCCUCAGUAUCGUCGACGGCCGGAACCGGCUCGUCUGA
Molecule: messenger RNA, 1680 nt
Organism: Phragmites australis (common reed)
Lineage: Eukaryota; Viridiplantae; Streptophyta; Magnoliopsida; Poales; Poaceae
Product: VAN3-binding protein-like
Exons: 6
Coding region: 172-1680 (502 amino acids)
Biological process (GO): phloem or xylem histogenesis; auxin-activated signaling pathway; leaf vascular tissue pattern formation
Source: RefSeq, a predicted model, not a curated record